CUGAAAUUCAAAUUUGAACGGCCGCUGGCGGCCGAGUCCGACACUGGAGGCUGAGGGGAAGAGAGAAGGUUGGGAUAGUUCUCUCGUCCCGGACUCCUUGUUUUUUCCAAGUGACACACUCAGCCAAGACUCACUUCUUUUCUUUUUCUGAAUUUGAACCACCGUUUCCGUCGUCUCGCAAUCGACACGCGAACCCCGGGGCGAUGGACCCGUUUACGGAGAAACUGCUUGAACGAACCCGUGCCAGGCGAGAGAAUCUUCAGAGAAAAAUGGCUGAGAGGCCCACAGCUGCACCAAGGUCCAUGACUCACGCUAAGCGAGCCAGAGAGCCGCUUUCGGAAGCAAGUAACCGGCAACCCCCAUCUGGUGGUGAAGAGAAAUCUUGUACAAAACCAUCACCAAAAAAACGCUGUUCUGAUAACACUGAAGUAGAAGUUUCUAACCUGGAAAAUGAACAACCAGUUGAAUCAGCUUCCGCAAAACCUUGUUCUCCGAGUCCUCUGUCUCCUCAGGCACAGCCACAGGCACCAGCUCCGGUCAGUGAUUCCGCGGCUGUCCCAGCAUCGCUGGGCUUGAGGAAAGGGCUGACCUCAAGAUUGGAAGCAACUGCAGCCUCCUCAGUUAAAACACGAAUGCAAAAACUGGCAGAGCAACGACGCCACUGGGAUAAUAAUGAGAUUACAGAUGAUAUACCUGAAAGCUCACUCAUCUCAGCAGUGCCAUCAGAGGAAAAGGCUGCCUCCCCUCCCAAACCAUCCGUUUCAGAUGCCUCAGCAACUCCAGUUGGGAGAAGGGGCCGUCUGGCCAACCUUGCUGCAACUAUUUGCUCCUGGGAAGAUGAUGUAAAUUACUCAUCUGCAAAGCAAAACAGUGCACCAGAACAGCCUGGUACCACUUGUUUAUCCAAAUUUUCUUCUGCAAGUGGAGCAUCUGCCAGGAUCAAUAGCAGCAGUGUUAAGCAGGAAGCUACAUGCUGUUCCCAAAGGGAUGGCGAUGCCUCUUUGAAUAAAGCCCCAUCCUCCACUGCUGCGGGUGCAUCUUUGAUUAAUGUUGCAGUUUCCAGCUCUGUGAAAGCUACUUCUCCCCAAGUGAAAUCUUCUACUACAUCCAUUACUGAUGCUAAAAAUUGUGAAGUACAAAAUCCUGAGCUACUUCAAAAAACUCCUGUUAGUCCUCUGAAAACAGAAGUAUUGAAACCAGUUGGGAAGUCGACUGUAUCCCAGACAGUUCGGCCCAAAGAAGAAUUGAGUAGAGAAAUUUGUCUGCAGUCUCAAUCUAAAGGCAAAUCUACAACACCAGGAGGAGCAGGCAUCAAACCUUUCCUGGAACGCUUUGGAGAGCGUUGUCAAGAACACAGCAAAGAAAGUCCAGGUCGCAGCACACCCCAUAGAACCCCCAUUGUCACUCCAAAUACAAAGGCCAUCCAAGAAAGAUUAUUCAAGCAAAACGAGUCUUCAUCUACUUCCCAUUUAGCACAACAGCUCAAGAAGGAACGUGAAAAAGAACUAGCAUGUCUUCGUGGCCGAUUUGAUAGGGGCAAUUUAUGGAGUGCAGAAAAAGGAGAAAACUCAAGAAGCAAACAACUAGAAACCCAACAGGAAAUUCACUGUCAGAAUACUCCCCUCAAAAAACAUCAAGUUAUUUCAAAUACCCCAUCACUUCCAAUAACAGAAAAGGUGACAGAAAAUCAGACACCAGCCAAACCUUCCAGUACAGAACCUACAGUAGGUUUCACUGAAUGUGAAAUGACGAAGUCUAGCCCUUUGAAAAUAACAUUGUUUCUAGAAGAGAAAAAGUCCUUAAAAGUAACAUCAGACCCCAAGAUUGAGCAGCAGAUUGAAGUGGUACGUGAAAUUGAGAUGAAUGUGGAUGAUGAUGAUGAUAUCAAUAGUUCAAAAGUAAUUAAUGACAUCUUCAGUGAUGUCCUAGAGGAAGGUGAACUAGAAGUGGAAAAGAGACAAGAGGAGAUGGAUCAAGCAGAAGCAGAAAGCAGUGAAGAACAGGAGGAUGCACUGAAUAUCUCCUCAAUGUCUUUGCUUGCUCCGUUAGCACAGACAGUUGGUGUGGUAAGUCCAGAGAGUUUAGCUUCCUCACCUAGCCUGGAAUUGAAAGAUGCCAGCAUAAGUGAUGAAAGCCCAAAGCCAGGAAAAUUCCAAAGAACCCGUGUCCCUCGAGCUGAGUCUGGAGAUAGCAUUGGUUCUGAAGAUCGUGAUCUUCCGUAUAGCAUUGAUGCAUAUAGAUCUCAAAGAUUCAAAGAAACAGAGCGUCCUUCAAUAAAGCAGGUGAUUGUUCGGAAGGAAGAUGUUUCUUCAAAAUUGGAUGAAAAGAAGAAUGCCUUUUCUUGUCAAGUUAAUAUCAAACAGAAAAUGCAGGAACUCAACAAUGAAAUAAAUUUGCAGCAGACAGUGAUCUAUCAAGCUAGCCAGGCUCUUAACUGUUGUGUUGAUGAAGAGCAUGGAAAAGGGUCACUAGAAGAAGCUGAAGCGGAAAGACUUCUUCUAAUUGCAACUGAGAAGAGAACACUUUUGAUUGAUGAGUUGAAUAAAUUGAAGAGCGAAGGGCCUCAGAGGAAGAAUAAGGCUGGUCCCAUAUCCCAAAGUGAAUUUGUCCCAUCCAAAGGAUCCGUUACUUUGUCAGAAAUCCGCUUGCCUCUAAAAGCAGAUUUUGUCUGCAGUACAGUUCAGAAACCAGAUGCAGCAAAUUACUAUUUCUUAAUUAUACUAAAAGCAGGAGCUGAAAAUAUAGUAGCCACACCAUUAGCAAGUACUUCAAAUUCUCUUAAUGGGGAUGCCCUGACAUUCACUACUACAUUUACUCUACAAGAUGUGUCCAAUGACUUUGAAAUAAAUAUUGAAGUUUACAGCUUGGUGCAAAAGAAAGAACCCGCAGGCCCUGAUAAGAAGAAAAAGGCAUACAAGUCCAAGGCUAUUACUCCAAAGCGACUUCUCACAUCUAUAACCACGAAAAGCAGUGUUUAUUCUUCAGUUAUGGCGAGUCCAGGCGGUCUCAGUGCUGUGCGUACCAGCAACUUUGCCCUUGUUGGAUCUUACACGCUGUCAUUGUCUUCAAUAGGAAACACUAAAUUCGCUCUGGACAAGAUAAAUUAUGAUGUAAAAGAGCGAGAGCUACUGGGCUAUAUGUUCCAGGAAAAGGUGCCCUUUUUAUCUCCUUUGGAAGGUCAUAUUUAUUUAAAAAUAAAGUGUCAAGUGAAUUCAAGUGUUGAAGAAAGAGGUUUUCUAACCAUAUUUGAAGAUGUUAGUGGUUUUGGUGCCUGGCAUCGAAGAUGGUGUGUUCUUUCUGGAAACUGUAUCUCUUAUUGGACUUAUCCUGAUGAUGAGAAACGAAAGAAUCCCAUAGGAAGGAUAAACCUGGCCAAUUGUACCAGUCGUCAGAUAGAACCAGCUAACAGAGAAUUUUGUGCAAGACGCAACACUUUUGAAUUAAUUACUGUCCGACCACAAAGAGAAGAUGACCGAGAGACUCUUGUCAGCCAAUGCAGGGACACACUUUGUGUCACCAAGAACUGGCUGUCUGCAGAUACCAAGGAAGAGCGGGAUCUCUGGAUGCAAAAACUCAAUCAAGUUCUUGUUGAUAUUCGCCUCUGGCAACCUGAUGCUUGCUAUAAACCUAUUGCAAAGCCUUAAACUGUGGGAAGUUUCCAUCCCAUAUAGAGGUUUUUGAGCUAUGUCAUAAAGGUAUCUUAAGAGCAUCAGAGUUGCUUGAUUGCAUUUUAUGCUUUAAAUACGAAAGGGUAUGUGCCAAUAUUCACUACACAUUAUGCAGUAUUUAUAUCUUUUAUAUGUAAAGCUUCGACUGAUUUCUGUUAUUCAUAAAUGAUUGGAAGAAUAUUCAUUAUAGUCAAUUUUGCUAAACCUUAAUUUAAAAGCCUCAUUUUCCUAGAAAUCUAGUUAUUCAAUUUUUCAUGAUACAAUAUUUUUUUAAAAGUAAGACAUUUUGAGUUGUCUUCUUGGAGCUGUGGGUCUCAAAGUAGAAAGGUCUUCCAGGGUUGGAGAUAGAAACCUCCAACUUGGUCUUCCUUCCUCUGGCCUCAGUGCUUUUUUCUGCAGGUUGCGAUCAUUUGUUGAUCAUGAUAUAUCAUAUUACUAGAGGACUGAGAAAUUUCUGAGGGACUUUACAGAAGCAUUUUUGGUAAUGGAGGGUAAGAACUUUGUCAAAUAGCAAACAUACGUUGGUUUAAAAGCUUGAGGCUGCCUUUAAACAAGAUGUGGACGUAGAGGAUGUUGUGUGAGGUUCGGAAGUUAAAUGUUUGGUUUAGAAAUGUUUAUAAUCGCAUGGUUUACAUUUACUCAGUUACUAUAGUUGCUUGUGGUGCACAUUUUCAUAGAAUACAGGCUUUUUUAAAUAAUCGUUUUUGCUAUAUAGCUUACAGACUCCUCAAAUAUACUUGGCAUAAUAGUUCUUUCUGCUCCUGUAACAAAAACAAAUGUAAAUUGAAGAGUCUUUAUAUGAAAAAAGUAAACUUUACCAAGCUGCUACAGACUAAUACUUUGCUUGCCAAAGUUUUUGUCUUUUUUUUCACGUCCAUGUACGACAGUCUAGAACCCCAUUAUGAAAUCAUUUGAAAAACUAAGUCAUGUAUUACCUUUAAAAGCCUAAUACUUUAUUUUUUAUUAUAGAAUAUUGUAAAGCAUGGUCUCAACUUUUAAAUACACUUUGAAUUUCUUCUCUGAAUUGUUAAAGUUAUUGGUGAUUUCCUUUAUAAACACUAAGUUCUGUCACCUCCUGUCAUUUUGUUUUUUAUUCCUUCAAAUGUGUUUUUUCUUAUGUGUAUUAUAAAAUAUAUAUUUUAUGAUCUCACCCAAAUAAAUACUUGCAAAAGGCUUAAA
Messenger RNA from Equus quagga, 4847 nucleotides. RefSeq names its product anillin, actin binding protein (gene ANLN). The record is from RefSeq and is a predicted model, not a curated record. Lineage: Eukaryota; Metazoa; Chordata; Mammalia; Perissodactyla; Equidae. The transcript has 25 exons. Gene Ontology annotation, cellular component: actomyosin contractile ring. Bases 204 to 3644 code for a protein of 1146 amino acids. Gene Ontology annotation, biological process: mitotic cytokinesis; septin ring organization; actomyosin contractile ring assembly.